AGCUUUUAAUAUGUUGUCAAAGUUUUUUUCAAAUAAAUUUAAAUCGUGUGUACAGAAGACACUAGGAUAAGUCCCGGUUUCACAUCCGCAUUUAUCCCUUUUUUUUCCAAACUGAUUAGAAAGGUUUCCUUUCGAAAAAUUGUCAAGUGAGGUAGUGAACUCGAAAUCCAUACGACAGAAAUGGAUCUGAGCCGUUUAGAAAGAGUUUACAGCGAGAGGACGUCAAUUUGUCACGAUGCCAAUAUUGAAAAAGUUCUGCUUUUGUUUUAGUCUACGAACCGGUGCCCUCAUAAUUGCCUAUUCAAGUCUCUUUAUCGAUAUAACAGAUGCGUUAUUGACGAUGUAUACUAAAGAGAAAUUGUGCUUUGAAGUGCUGAUCAUCAUGAUUAUAUCCACUAUCUGGAAUAUCGUUUCCGAUAUGGUACUGAUGACUGCAAUCUACCGGCAAAAUCCCAACCUGCUGCCCGUGCACCUGGUGACUUGUCUGGGUAGCCUGAUCCUUCGAAUGAUCAGUCACAUGCUGACCGCCGCCGUCGCUGAGCCGGACUAUUUAAUGGUGGCCUAUGCGUUCUUCAUGAUGGGCUAUAUAGCCGCGGAUGUGUUGAUCGUGCUGAGCUACUACCAUUCGGAGGUUUAGUGGACCGCUCCGAUUACCCAUUAACCCAGGCGGCCGAGCGCGCAGCAUGCAGCGAUUAGGCGCGAAAAUUUAUUUGGAAAAUGUUGCGCAACCGGGCCGGGGCAUAAAUCGUGGCCAAUUGUCACCAGCAACCAGGAUUGGCAACCGAACUCCAGCGACCUGCGUUUAAUUAUCGCCCCGCCAGCGCCCGGCGAGCUACAUGCGUGCUAAUUGACCAGGCUGAGGUCCAGCUACAGCUUUAGCUUUAGCUUCAGCUUCAGCUCCAAUCCGAAUCCGAAUCCGAAUCCGAGUCCCAGUUGCAGUCCAAAUGUCCAAAUGAUAACCGCGACGAUGAAAACGCAUGCUGAGCCAAAUGAAAAUUAUGUUGCAAUCGGUGAGCUUGCUGCCCGCUGGCUGGUCACUGAACCGCGCUUUGCACCACCAUCCAUCCACGGGGCUUAAUUAAUUUCCUUGAUUAAUUGAAAGUGCGCCUUGCUCGCCGUAUUUACGUUUUUUUCUUACUUGUUUUUUUUUCCUUUUUCCUUUUUAUUUUUGCUUUU
This is a messenger RNA of Drosophila gunungcola (fruit fly), 1176 nucleotides long. RefSeq lists its product as uncharacterized. The coding region runs from base 236 to 637 and encodes 133 amino acids. The transcript has 4 exons. Lineage: Eukaryota; Metazoa; Arthropoda; Insecta; Diptera; Drosophilidae. The record is from RefSeq and is a predicted model, not a curated record.